AGGAAUUUGUAUUUUUUUUACGAUAACAAAAGAAAAAUAAAAUAAUAUAUAGUUAAGUGGACAUCAAAUAUUUUCAUGAUUAAGUCAUCUAAGUAUUUGGAGGAUUUCUUUGUUUAAGAUAAUGAAGGAUUUGAAGGCGCUGAUCAUGAUGAGUUUGAUGCGAGCCACGAUAAAAAUUAAAAAGGGAGCACUUUACACAAAAGAAUAAAUUCUAGCAUAUUAGAGCAUAAAAUUCACAUAAAAGCCAAUGAAGAAGAUAAAAUUGAAAUAUCUUAAAAGAAUAAUGAAUUACCAGAGGCUAAUCCUCUGCUAAGCUCAUCUAAACCAACGGAUUUUAAACCUAGAAUACUGAUCAAAGAUUACUAAUAUAUGGAUUUGCCUUACAUUUUACAUAAUAAUGUGGAUACUAAGUAUAAAAAUAGACAUGAUUCUGAUUAAGAAGAUUAAAUUGUUCAAGAUACUCCUUCAACAACUAUUUAACAAGAAGAAGAAAUAUAAGGUGUACAGUAAGAUGAUGAAAAAAUAAGUUAAAGUUUGUAUCAAAAAUAUGAACUAUCUAAGAAAUAUGAAAAAGUAUAUUGCAAAUACAAGCAAGAAAAAAGUAUUGAAGAGUAAGUCAAGAGUUUUGCAGGCUAUUAUAUAAAUUUAAGCUAUGUUAUGGACUUUGGAAGCACUAUGUUUAAUACCUUUCAGGAAAACAAGAUGAAUAGGCCAGAAUAUAAUUACGAAUUUGAUCUUUAUAACCGUAUUGACCAAGGAAAAAAGGAAGAAUUCUCAUCCAAGCAAGAGCAGAUUUCAUUUGACAGUAGAUUCGAAUGUGGAAAUUUGUAUUAAGUUUACACAAAAAGUCCUAAUAAAGAAUACGAUUUACUUUUGUAGAACGAUAUAAAUACAAAGGGAUAUACAUAGUGGUUUUUUUUCAAAGUUUCAAAUUACAAAUUCAAAGGAUUAACUGUCAAAUUCAACAUAGUUAACAUCGCAAAACCUUCUUUACCUUUUAAGUAGGGUAUGAAAAUUUCAGUUUUUUCAUUAAAAGAAAAUAAGUUAAAAAAUAAUGGCUGGAUGAGAAAAGGAAAAGAUAUUUAAUAUUUUAAAAAUAAAAUUAUCAAAGAAUAAGAUCCUAAUUAAUAUUACUACACUCUUUCCUUUACCUACAGAUUUAAACAUGAGGAUGAUGAGAUCUAUUUUGCCAUGAACCCUCCAUAUUCUUAUACUAAAAUGACUAAACAUUUAGAUUAUGCGAUUAAUAAAUCACUAAAAGAAUAGCCAAACAUAAUAAUAAAAAAAGAUAUCUUAUGCUACAGUGUCAGUAAUAAUGCAGUGCCUUUGUUAUCGAUUACAGAAAAAUCACCUUCAGGAGGAGAAUCAAGCAAAGAGUAGCUCAAAAAUAAAAAUAAAAAGUUAAUUGUUAUUAUAGCGAGAUAGCAUCCAGGUGAGACAGUUUGCAGCUAUAAAAUGGAGGGUGUUAUUAACUUCUUGAUUAGUAAUGAACCAGAGGCUUAAUACUUAAGGCAAUAAUUUAUAUUUAAAAUAAUUCCAAUGAUGAACCCAGAUGGAGUAAUUUAUGGAAAUUUUAGAUGUAAUAUAUCAGGAGUAGAUAUUAAUCGUUAAUGGCAAUAGCCUUCUAGAAUACUCCAUCCUUCUGUUUAUCAUGCUAAAAAAAUGAUAGCUACAUCAAGAGAAGAGGGCUUAAGACUGGAAUACUUUAUAGAUUUGCAUGGACAUUCAAAAAAAAUGAACAGCUUCAUAUAUGCUUGUAGAAAAGAUGAAGAUUUAGUAUCAUGUAGAGUUUUUCCUGUUAUAUACUCAAAGAUUUCGUCAAUCUUUUAAUUCAAAGACUGUACAUUUAGUUUAGAAUAGUAUAAAGAAAGUGCUGCUAGAAUUGUGAUGUGGAAUGAAAUAAAUAAGAUAAGAGAGUAAUUUUUUGAAUGCUUUAACAUCUUUACUGUAGAGACUAGUUUUUUUGGUUAUAAAAUUGGUAAAAAGAAUGAACAUUUUUUGAUAUCUGAUUUGCUUGAGCUAGGAGAAGAUCUGCUUAAGUCAGUUUAUAUUAAUCAUAAGGGAGAAGAUAAGGAAUUGUAUCCUAAUAUUAAUAGACAAGAAAUAAUUGACAAAAUGAAUGAAGAUAUUCAAUAAUUUGUUGAAAAAGAAUCUAAGGAUAGUGGUAGUGAUUCUGAUCCUCUAGCUGAUGAAUUAAAUAUUGAUGAGAAAUUAGGAUCUAUCAUACCUAUUAAAAUAGCUAAGAAGUUAGGAUUCGAAUUAAAAACUAAGCAAAGUGAUAAAAUUUCUUCAAUUAUCUAACAAGUGAAUGGGAUGAAUAAUUCUGUUAAGGAUAAAAAUAAAAAAUAAAAAAAAAAAUCAAUUGGAAAUCAAAAGAAUAUCAUAUAAAAUGGGUAAUAAAUUAUUUUUUAGCAGCUAUAAACUUUGCCAUUAAAUAGCUAAGCAGUAAAUUCUCCAUAAAAAGAUUCUUAAGCAGCUUCCAAUUCUACAGGUAAAGCUAAAAAUAAUAAUGCUUAGGAUUUCUCUUAAAGUCUUAUGGGGACUUAAGUGGCUUCUUCUCUUAAAAAAAGAAACAGCUUACUCUUUUCUGAUUCAUAAGCUCAUAAAUUUUAAAACAAAUAAAAAUCAAAAUUUUAUAGAGGUUAGAGCGAAAAUAGAUCUAAUGUGCUAAAUUAUAAUGGAAUUACCUAUUUAACUACAGAAGAAAACACAAAAACGGUAAAUGUGAAUAAUAUUGAAACUACUCCUUUUUCUGCAAGUAAUAAUGAAAGUCAAAAUAUUUAAGCUUCUACGUCUAUUGUGAUUAUUAAUAACCCCGAAUUAAUUAAUUAACCCCACUAAGUAAUAUAAAGCAAUAGCAAUACCAAAAAAGUAAUUAUUUUUAACUCAACUAAUACAAGUAAUUUGAUAUAGCCAAGUGUAGCUAAAACCUCAACUCCAAUUUAAAGUUGUUUAAGUCCUUCUUAAAACCCUAAUACGAGUGCUCAGCAACCUUAAUAGACAAUCACUCUUAAUACAUUAAAAGAUCCAAGCAUUCUUUUCAUUACUGAGAAAAAUAAAAUAAAGCCAUCUCAACUAAACGAUAGUUAAGUGGACAAGUAAAGGACUACUUAGCAUGUAAGUUAAAGGAGUUAUGAUUAAUAAAUUGCUAAUUCUCCUCUAUCAAAUAAUGGUACUAAAUAAUAAACUGAAACACCUAUAAGAAGUAGACAUACUUCUGAUAUUUUACGCCAAUAAAUUACUACUAUUUAAAGCUUAUAAAAUUAACAAAAUUUGCAUAUCGCUUUUCAGACCACAUUAAAUUCUGCUAGCUUAUCAAAUAAUGGAACUAACAUUUUUAUUUAGGCCAAUUAAUUUAACACUUAACCAAAUAACUCAGAAUCUAACACAGUUUAAUUAAAUAAUAAUAGCAAUAUAGUUAUCAACAAUUACUAAUCCAACUAAAAUUAUAAUAACUAAUAAGGUCAAAACAAUAAAUAAACUUUUUAAAUUUCAGGCAAUAACAUAUAAAACACGACUGCUAAUAAGCAAACUACAGAAUAAAAUUUGGCGACUAAUAAUAGUAUAAUUAUAUAAAAUACAAGUGGGGAUUAAUCUAAUAAUUAAGCUAUAAAGAUUAAAAAUUCACCAAACCCAUCGUUUUAGAUUAAAUAACGAAACAUUAACGGUGGUGCUGUAGGGAUAAAAAAGCAAGAUCUAAGAACAAAAAGCUCAACUACUCAUUAAACACAACCCGCCAACAUCGAAAUGUAGCUUUAUUUAAGAAACAAAGCACUAAUGGGAAAUAAUAUGUCAGUGAUACAAAAUAAUAGUAAUUUUAUUAAUAAUAAUAAUUUGGGCAAUGCAAUUUCAAAUAGCUAAUUUCAAUAGUAGUAAUAAUAAAAUAAUACAAGUUCAUAGGUUGGGAGCAGUAAUUAUUCAAAUAACAGACUUGUUAACGUUGGAUAUUAGUCGCUUAUUUAAAAAGUUCAACUAUUAGGCAUGUAAAAAAGAGCCAAUACAAAAGAAUUUGAUGAGCCUAACUAAUCACCUUUAAAAUACUAACAUUCUCUGUAAACUCAAACUGAAAGAUAGAAUGGAUUAUCAUUCUUAUAAAGUAACUAAGGUAACAAUAAUAAUACCUAAGUUGCAAGUAAUAACUAAUUGGAAGAUAAUUUUUCAACAACUUUUUAAUCAAAAUAGUUUUAAUAAGCUAAAAUUAACAAAUAAAAAUUCAUCGAUAGACACUUAGUAAGAAGCACAAAUAAACCUUUAAGUUAACAUGUAAGAAAUAAUUAUUCUGCAUCAAAUAAAGACUCAAGUUAAGUCAAUAAAACAGAUUAAUCAUUUAUAGGAAGUAAUAAUAAUACGUAACCUGACGAAAACAAUAAAAAUCAAAGCUCUUCUCCUAAAAGAUAUAACACUCAGCUAAACAAUUAAAAGCUUGAAGUGUAUUUCACUAAUGCAAAUAAUACUGAGUUUAUUGUGUCUAACUAGUCAGACGUGAUAAAUGCAUAGUCUUUUGAUAUAAUCAACUCAAGUACAAAUGGGUUUAUGCAAUAGAACUAAAAAGUAAUAAAAAUUGCUUAAACAAAACUAAUUCCUAUCAAGGAUGAUUAAUCCUCUUCGAAUUAAGUUGAUAAUUCUUCAUCUUUGAUCAAGAACUUAGCAUCUCCUUUGUAGCUUUUAGGCAAAAAUCCUUCAUAAAAAAAGAUUCAGCUUUAGCAAAUUCAAUAAUAAAAUUAACAUACUUCUGACUUUGCUAAUCUUGCAAGAAAUACUUUAAGAAGCAACUCUCUGCAGAAGGGGACUUAUGUAUAGGUAAAGGAGCCUUCAGGUUAAGAUCCUCUCAUGCUCACUUUUACGAGAUUAAACAGAAAUUAAACUAAUAACAUUAACAACUCUAUGUAAAAGGAGCUAGCUGGUAUAGAUUCAAAUAGAAUGAAAAUUCAGCAAGCAAAUAUGACAAAAACAGAAGAAAUAAACUAUAACAAAAAAUAUUAAGCUGCAUAGCGUUCCUUGAAGCUAAAUUAAUUGAUGAUAAAUGAAGCUAGGAUUAAUUCUGCGAAUUAAAAUUCAUAUAUCCCAAACAAAUAAAUGUUAGCUUUUAAUGAUGCACACUUAGUUAACAAAAUUUGA
Messenger RNA from Tetrahymena thermophila SB210, 5118 nucleotides. Its product is annotated as zinc carboxypeptidase family protein. Lineage: Eukaryota; Ciliophora; Oligohymenophorea; Hymenostomatida; Tetrahymenidae. The transcript has 9 exons. Gene Ontology annotation, molecular function: zinc ion binding; metallocarboxypeptidase activity. The record is from RefSeq and is a predicted model, not a curated record. Gene Ontology annotation, biological process: proteolysis; protein side chain deglutamylation.